Messenger RNA from Saccharomycodes ludwigii, 690 nucleotides. RefSeq lists its product as uncharacterized. The transcript has a single exon. Lineage: Eukaryota; Fungi; Ascomycota; Saccharomycetes; Saccharomycodales; Saccharomycodaceae. The record is from RefSeq and is a predicted model, not a curated record. Bases 1 to 690 code for a protein of 229 amino acids.
AUGAGUAACAAUACUGAUGGUGUUAGGUUAAACCCUUUCGCAGGAAGCCGUGAUGUUCACACAUUACUCCAAUUCUUAGAUGCUGUUGAAAUUCGUUUUGUAACUAGGCGUAUUUCUUCAAAUCAGGAGAAAAUUUGUUUUUUAGCUGAAAACUUGGAUGGUGAUGCUGCCUCGUGGUUUAGAAACGCAUACCGAAGAGCAGACUUAACAGACGUACCCUACGAAACUGUUGUUGCUAAGUUGAAAGAACAUUUUUUUGUCGCUAUUGACCCUUACCAAAUGUACCUUGAUUUAAAUAAAAUGAGACAGACCAAGAGUGUUAUAGAAUACAGUGACAAGUUCGAGAAAACCGGAUUGUUAUUGCCUACCGACUUUGUCUCAGAAAAAGCCCUAAUUGUAACUUUCGUCGCUGGGUUAAAAAAGGACAUUUGCAGAGAAUUGAGAAUUCUUGACCCGCAAACAUUGAGAGAAGCAAAAAAGAUGGCUUUGGAAAUUGAGUUAUUAGGAUCGAAUAUAUACAAUACAGAUGGGACUAGCAUAUUAAUAUCAAAGAAGAACAAUUUUAAUGCUUUACGUUUCAAAUAUUCAGAUCGUAACAGCAAUUUGGGACAUUGGCCUUGCAAUAAACCAGGCUCUGCAAACGAUUAUUGGAAAGCCCGUUCAAGUCUGAAAGCCCUAUAUAGAGAAUAG